Molecule: messenger RNA, 1898 nt
Organism: Galeopterus variegatus (Sunda flying lemur)
Lineage: Eukaryota; Metazoa; Chordata; Mammalia; Dermoptera; Cynocephalidae
Gene: PDLIM3
Product: PDZ and LIM domain 3
Exons: 8
Coding region: 124-1218 (364 amino acids)
Biological process (GO): actin cytoskeleton organization; heart development; muscle structure development
Cellular component (GO): filamentous actin; adherens junction; Z disc
Molecular function (GO): muscle alpha-actinin binding; actin binding
Source: RefSeq, a predicted model, not a curated record
CUGCCCGCUGGCUGAGCUGUCCCGCGUGGGGACCCUCGCCGUGGACGGGGCCGCCCCUCCCUGCGCCCCCCUCUCUGGGAGCCAAGGCGCCCCCGCCCGAGGAAGGCGGUGCCAGAAGGCAGCAUGCCCCAGAACGUGAUCCUCCCGGGCCCUGCGCCCUGGGGCUUCAGACUCUCGGGGGGCAUAGACUUCAACCAGCCUUUGAUCAUCACCAGGAUUACCCCAGGAAGCAAGGCUGCAGCUGCCAACCUGUGUCCUGGAGAUGUCAUCGUGGCUAUUGAUGGCUUUGGUACAGAGUCCAUGACUCAUGCUGAUGCACAGGACAGGAUUAAAGCAGCAACACACCAGCUGUGUCUCAAAAUUGACAGGGCAGAAACUCGCUUAUGGUCUCCACAGGUAUCUGAAGAUGGGAAAGCUCAUCCUUACAAAAUCAACUUAGAAGCAGAACCACAGGAUGUGAACUACUUUGAACACAAGCACAAUAUUCGGCCCAAACCUUUCAUAAUCCCAGGCCGAACCAGUGGAUGCAGUACUCCCUCCGGUAUUGACUGUGCCAGUGGACGUAGCACCCCCUCUUCUGUCAGUACUGUUAGUACUAUUUGCCCAGGUGACUUGAAAGUUGCUGCUAAGCUGGCCCCUAACAUUCCUUUGGAAAUGGAACUUCCGGGUGUGAAGAUUGUACAUGCUCAGUUUAAUACACCUAUGCAGUUGUACUCAGAUGACAAUAUUAUGGAAACCCUUCAGGGUCAGGUUUCAACAGCUCUAGGGGAAACACCUUCAAUGAGUGAAUCCACUGCCUCGGUGCCCCCCCAGUCAGAUGUGUACCGGAUGCUCCAUGACAAUCGGGAUGAACCUACUCAGCCUCGACAGUCAGGCUCGUUCAGAGUGCUCCAGGAAUUAGUGAACGAUGGUCCUGACGACCGUCCUGCUGGAACUCGGAGUGUGAGAGCUCCGGUUACAAAAGUCCACGGCAGUGCUGGUGGAGCACAGAAGAUGCCACUCUGUGACAAAUGUGGGAGUGGCAUUGUGGGUGCGGUGGUGAAGGCCCGGGAUAAGUACCGGCAUCCCGAGUGUUUCGUGUGUGCUGACUGUAACCUCAACCUCAAGCAAAAGGGCUACUUCUUCGUGGAGGGGGAGCUGUACUGCGAAACGCACGCCAGAGCCCGCACGAGGCCCCCGGAGGGCUAUGACACGGUUACCCUGUACCCCAAAGCUUAGGUCUCUGCAGGCGGGGGCAGGCACGCCCCACCACGCGCUCCUAACACUGAUGGCUUAAGCCAAGGCUUUUAGACAUUUGUCUUACUGUGCAUUGAGGAAAAGGAAUGGGAGACACCUGCUGUAUGACAAAAACAUACAUUUAGCUAUGUUUUGCAACUCUUUUUAUCUUUGGGGCUAGCACUAAUGACACUUAAAGCAAUAAUUCUUUGUAUGUCAAACUCCACACUUUACACUCAAGGUAUUUGGAGAGUCUAAUUGUCUUUCCUUGACAAAGUGGUUUUGCAGUUGUAGUAAAUAUCAAGUAACAAUCUUGUAUUCUAACGUAAUCUGUAUGUAUUUUAACUAUAUAGUGCAUAUCAGAGAGAAAUUCCCUGAAUUUCUCUAGUUUCAUAUUCAAACAAUUAUACCGCUGGAUGCAACAAUCAAAUACAUACAGCGUUUUUAAAUACCUACUGAAGUGGCAUUCAAUGAAUUCAUAGAAAGCCAACACUUCAAUGAGAAAGAUCAAUCAUCUUGACAUGGACACUAACAAAUAUUUUAAGAAAAAUGUGGCUUUAGUUUUUAAUCACUGACUUACUCUUCCUUAUGAGCCCAAAAUUUCUGCUGAUGGGAGGGGCAUUUAAAUUUGCUAGUUAAAGGCAAUUCAGUCUCUUUCAAAUUAAAAGUUUCUUUUGCUUUGA